UGGUUGUGAGAAGUGCCGGUGAUAAGUUGGAAGCAAGUUCUACAACUUCAGAAGCUAUAUUCAGAGGUGAUGUUUCUUGUUCUACAACUUUAGUGAAAAACAUACUUGGAGUUACAAGCUUAAUGAAAUAUCUAUCAGAUUAUGAAGAUGAUGUGGAGAACUACUUACCAGGCUUUGUUGUAGAACAAGAAACAUCACCUCUGAAUAUGGCUUCUGAAGUUGUAGAACUUGCUUUCAGCUUAUUACUGGCACUUCCCACAACCACUCAAAUAACAUGA
Messenger RNA from Dentiscutata heterogama, 278 nucleotides. The record is from the annotation of a GenBank genome assembly. Lineage: Eukaryota; Fungi; Glomeromycota; Glomeromycetes; Diversisporales; Gigasporaceae.